ACCCCAAAUCCAGCCGGCCCAAACCCUAGCCCAAUUCCGCCCCCCCCUCCCCUGAUCCCCUCCUCCCCCGCUUCCUUCGCCGCUAAGCAUAUCCCUCCCCCGCCGCGAAGCGCGAACCCCCCGCCUGGAUCUCGACGAGGAUGACGGUGAUGGAGCUCAAGGCGCUGCCGCUGGGCUUCCGCUUCCACCCCACCGACGAGGAGCUCGUCCGCCACUACCUCAAGGGCAAGAUCACCGGCCAGAUCAACGCCGAGGUCGAGGUCAUCCCCGAGAUCGACGUCUGCAAGUGCGAGCCGUGGGACCUCCCAGAUAAAUCGCUGAUCCGGUCAGAUGAUCCCGAGUGGUUCUUCUUCGCGCCCAAGGACCGCAAGUACCCCAACGGUAGCAGGUCGAACAGGGCCACGGAGGCUGGAUACUGGAAGGCCACCGGCAAGGACAGGAUCAUCAAGUCCAAGGGCGACAAGCGCAAGCAGCACAUCAUCGGCAUGAAGAAGACCCUUGUGUUCCACCGCGGGCGCGCACCCAAGGGCGAGCGAACAGGGUGGAUCAUGCACGAGUACCGCACCACCGAGCCGGAGUUCGAGUCCGGCGAGCAGGGUGGUUAUGUUCUUUAUCGCCUCUUCCGGAAGCAAGAGGAGAAACCUGAGCGCCCUAGCCCAGAUGAAGUGGACAGGAGUGGCUACUCGCCUACUCCUUCUCGCUCGUCACCUGACAACAUAGAGGCGAAUGAGGAAGCAAACACGCCGCUAAAUAGGGAAUCUCCAGAGUCUGGUCUGCAUGAAAGUCCGAUUGAGCUGCCAAAAUCUGUGGAAACUCAUGCUAUGCCGAUGACAAGGUGGCUGGCGGACAGAAAUGAUAACUUAGUGGCUACUGCAGCGGAUGUUUCCCAUAUGCCUAUCAAUAGACAUGCUAAUGUACCUGAGGUUGAUCCUUCUGCUGGUGCUUCAGCUCAGUUUGUUCAUCCACAGAAUGGGAAUGGUGGUUUUAACAAUUUUGUGCCUGAUAUUGCCCCCAAUCUACCGCAUGGAAAUGUAUUCUUCUCUGAUUUCCAGCAAGGAGCUUUUGGUUUUGAUGGCAACAUGAAUCCUCCCGAUGCCCUGAAUGCUUUCUUGAACCAAGCACUUGUUGAUCCUGAUGAACAUUCGUCAACAACAUCAAAAGUUCAGUAUGACUCUGACAUUCCUACGGAAUUUGAGAACCAUGGGGUCGCACAGGGUGAAGAUGAUCAAGGCUGGUGGGCAAAUCUAGAUUUCUUGUCAGAUGAGCCAAACCCUCUGAAUUCAGCAUAUGAGAAUACACCGUUGCUUCCUUAUGACACAAAUGACCAGGAUGUACUUUCGGUGGACUCUGCUGCUGAUUCCUUGCACGAACUGUUCAAUAACAUGGAAGAUUCUAGUGCAAGGAGGGUUGGAAUGAACAUCGAAUAUGGCCUUCAGGGAACUGGGAUUUCUCUUAUGCCCCGGCAGUUACAGGCCUCUGUGCAGCCAAACUACGUGCUCACUAACCAGGGCACUGCAACAAGGAGGCUCCGGCUACAUUGGCCUGCUGAUUUUGAGAGUGGGGAGAGCAUAACUAGAGAUGAGAGUGAAGAUGAAGUAUCGUGCAUUGUAACUCCGAACUAUCUGAAUGAAACUGUAGAGGAGUCCACUGCAGAUAAGGAUGUGGUUUCUGAUGGAGAUGAAGCUGAGUCAACAGGGAUUGUUAUUAGAAGUCGGCCUGCUCCAAGUUCAAGUUCAGAGAGUUCAUUGACACAAGGGACUGCAGUGCGAAGGCUGCGGCUGCAGUCACACCUCAAGACAGGACCAUGUCCUAGUACUGAUGAUGCUUCAAGUUGCAUCAUAAAUGAAACAGAAAGUCACCACAAAGCAGAGAAAUCUGAGAUUGGAGAGAAUGCAAGUACAAACUUCGCUGAAAGUGUUGAUGGUAUAUUGGACAAUUGCGGUGAUAGUGAACAAAAGAACAUGCCUGAACAUGUUGCUGAAACGGUGGCUGUUCCAGAAGCCAAAUCUGUUCCAAGGCUGCGGAAGGCUUCUGAGAAGAGCGACAAGGAUGCUAUCAAGCAGGAGGAUGGUCUUGAGCCCCACGUGAGAGCACCAGCACAGAAGGGGGGCUUCCAAUCUUACAUCGUCUGGCUGGUUCUUUCGGUGCCCCUGCUGUUGCUUCUCUGUGUCGGGGUGUAUGGGUGGAUAUGAAAGAUAUCCCGGUGCAGUGUAGGGCGUCAUGUUUUGCGCACACAGGUUCCCGGCAUCGACCUGGUGGUGUGUUGUCAUGUGUACAUAACUGUCUUACGGCAUGGGUUUAUAGGGCCGUAGGACAUCCUGUGUCUGUUCUUCUUCUGGCAAGCAGAGGCAGCUGAAAAUCCAAAAAAAAAAAGAGGUAGCACUUUAGGUGGAAGAAAAAGGAAAAAAAAAGGGAGAACUGUUAUUAGAGGCAUAGUAGUAACGUCCUUAGUUUUUCUCCAGCUGUUGCGGCAGAUGCGAUGUGGUAGCUGUUGUGUAGUUGCAAGCCAUGCCUCGGCUGCUGGCUUUUAUUUCCUGCUGUAAUGUAGCAAGACCCUGGUAGACGGGGCGCUCAAAGUCUGAUGAACCUUGGUGUAAUGUCUGGUCUUCUUUUUAAUGUAGAUAGGCCGUGCUAAAAUUUCAGCUUCCGAAGCUGGUA
This is a messenger RNA of Panicum hallii, 2658 nucleotides long. Its product is annotated as protein NTM1-like 9. The coding region runs from base 141 to 2192 and encodes 683 amino acids. The transcript is spliced from 7 exons. Lineage: Eukaryota; Viridiplantae; Streptophyta; Magnoliopsida; Poales; Poaceae. The record is from RefSeq and is a predicted model, not a curated record. Gene Ontology annotation, biological process: regulation of DNA-templated transcription. Gene Ontology annotation, molecular function: DNA binding.